CUUGCGUGAAAUACACGCUCUUACGUCACGGUGGGAGUACUCAAUCAGGAGAAAUGAACGUACAUCAGCACAAUCCUCUCAGCGCUCCCAAUGUUUUAUUUCUUUAAUUCCGGGGGGAAGAGUGGAAAUACCGAAGUAAUCGCUGAAAUCGGACAACUGUUCUGGCGACAAGUUUUUUUGAGGAUUAUUGCUGAAAUUUUAUUCCAUUUGCAAAAUUGGAAGACUUGCUGUGGGAUUAAAUGCAGAAUUUUUUUCUAUUCCCUCUAUACAAAGAAGAAAGGAAGUCGACUCUAAUGGUUGGGAUUGAAGGUGACCCUGGACACUGAGUCAGGCCGGACUGAGCAGGCCUUAUGACGAGCAUGGCUAUGAGCCAAUCCGCUGAUGCAUGUACACUCACAAGCUCGAACUGAGUGCUGCUGCCGGGCUUUGACCCGCUCCUCAAAAGGUGUAGCUAGAACACCCCCACCCCUACUCCCCACCCCCACGGCCUCUCUAUGGGACUACAGCCUGAGGCGUACUGUGUUGCCCCCUGAUGGAUCUCAGUGGUAGUGAACAAAAUGAUGAGGAGCUGGACCCAGGAGGCCAAGAGGUGCCAGAGCCAGAGAGCAGCCUGUCCAAAAUCACCCACAAUGCCUUGGAGAAUAUAGGUGUGCUGGGGCAGGGCCUGAAGCAGCUCUUCAUUCACCAGCGAAGACGCGCCUCCGUGUCGCCGCACGACGCAGGCUCCUCCCCCUCUGCCUCCUCCGCAGGCAGUCCCGCCCCCGAGCCCCUGGAGGCGGCGCCGGAGGCAGGGGACGGCCCCCCGGCCCUCCCUGACACUGACGCCCCCGCUUCCGCCCACCCCACAGCUCUGAACCGCGUGCUGCUGCAGAUCCGAGGCGCCCCCAUGAUGAAGCGAGGGACCAGCCUGCAGAGCCGCCGCAGCAAGGCUGCCGGGGACCCCCCCAAGGGCAGCCCCCAGAUCCACCGCCGCAGCACCCAGGAGGCCCUCAUUCAGGUGGGCCGCCCCCGCUCCUCCUCCACCACGGACACCCCCACCAGCCCCGCCCUGGCCGAUGUGCUGCUGGCCUCCGGAUGCCCCUCCGCCGAGGAGCCCGAGAGGGACUUUUCCCAGGGCAGGCGAGUAUCCACUCAGAGCGACAGCAUCCUCUUUUCCUGGCUGUCUGCAGGACACAGGCGCUCUCUCCCAACCGGAGGAGGGGCCCCCUUCUGCCCCUCUGGGAUCGAGCGGCUGGAGGUGAGUGGCCUGGCGCAGCCGGCCAGCGCGCUAGCCUGCGGCGCUGAUGGCUCCUACGCGGUGGACGUGGUGGACAGCACGCCGGACCCGCAGCGCACCAAGCAGGCCAUCACACAUCUGCAGCAGAAGAUCCUGCGGCUCACCGAGCAGAUCAAGAUCGAGCAGACGGCGCGCGACGACAACGUGGCCGAGUACCUGAAGCUGGCCAACAACGCCGACAAGCAGCAGAGCGCCCGCAUCAAGCAGGUCUUCGAGAAGAAGAACCAGAAGUCUGCGCAGACCAUCCAGCAGCUGCAGAGGAAGCUGGACCACUACCACCGCAAGCUGAGGGAGGUGGAGCACAACGGCAUCCCGCGCCAGCCCAAGGACGUCUUCCGGGACAUGCACCAGGGCCUGAAGGGCGUGGGCGCAAAGGUGACGGGCUUCAGCGAGGGCGUGGUGGACAGCGUGAAGGGCGGCCUCUCCAGCUUCUCCCAGGCCACGCACUCGGCGGCCGGGGCGGUGGUGUCCAAGCCGCGGGAGAUCGCCUCGCUCAUACGGAACAAGUUCGGCAGCGCGGACAACAUCUCGGGCCUGAAGGACUCCCUGGACGAGUCGCAGGGCGAGGACGGCUCCCGGCCGCUGGGCGGAUGCGGCCAGCUGCAGUCCAGCCCCAGGUACGGCAGCGAGGACGACUGCUCCAGCGCCACCUCGGGCUCUGCCGGCGCCAACAGCACCACCGGGGCCCCCGGGGGCCCCCCCAGCUCCAAGACCAACGCGCUGGACAGCACGCAGAGCUCAGGUUUCGACGCGCUCUUCCACGAGAUUCAGGAGAUCCGUGACACUCAGAGCCGUCUGGAGGAGUCGUUUGAGAGCCUCAAGACGCACUACCAGAAGGACAACACCUUAAUCAUGGAGGCCCUGCAGGAAGAGCGCUACAGGUGUGAGCGGCUGGAGGAACAGCUGAAUGACCUGACUGAGCUCCAUCAGAACGAGAUCCUCAACCUGAAGCAGGAGCUGGCCAGCAUGGAGGAGAAGAUCGCCUACCAGUCAUACGAGCGAGCGCGGGACAUCCAGGAGGCGCUGGAGGCCUGCCAGACGCGCAUCUCUAAGAUGGAGCUGCAGCAGCAGCAGCAGCAGGUGGUGCAGCUGGAGGGGCUGGAGAACGCCACGGCGCGCACGCUGCUGGGCAAGCUGAUCAACGUGCUGCUGGCCGUCAUGGCCGUGCUGCUGGUCUUCGUCUCCACCGUGGCCAACUGCGUGGUGCCGCUCAUGAAGACACGCAACCGGACCUUUAGCACUUUCUUCCUGGUGGUCAUGUUGGCUUUCCUGUGGAAAAACUGGGACGCCAUCUCGGGGUACAUGGACCGCUUCCUGCAGCCGCCCAGAUAGCCUGCCGCGGGGCUCGCCGGGCGCACCGGGUGGCGGGAGAAUUCUGACGACAGGACAACUGGGCACAGACCACGCAGGGGGCGGUCCGAGAAGAGAACGGUGGCCCGCCUUCGUUUUUCAAGGAAAGGAGUGAAUCUGUUUACAUUUUGGAGAAAAAGUUCUUUCUUUUCUUGCAGGACGCAUUGUAAUACAUUUCUUCAUUUCUAGAAAUUCAUCAGAUUUAUUGUUUAUUAUUAUUAUUAUUAUUAUUAUUAUUUUAUUUUAUUUUGUUGGAUUACAUGUAGCAUUAAGUUUCACGCGCGCUGGUGUCUCUGCUGGAGGUGGGGUACGCGCCAGCGGGAGAGCACACCCGAGUCGGCCCCUCGCUGUGAAGAGCGAGCACAUUCCAGAGAGGCGCCGGGGCCGCUCCCCGCCGCGGGCCGAGCCGCGAGGGGGCGGGGG
Molecule: messenger RNA, 3049 nt
Organism: Anguilla anguilla (European eel)
Lineage: Eukaryota; Metazoa; Chordata; Actinopteri; Anguilliformes; Anguillidae
Gene: tmcc1a
Product: transmembrane and coiled-coil domain family 1a
Exons: 8
Coding region: 533-2608 (691 amino acids)
Cellular component (GO): endomembrane system
Source: RefSeq, a predicted model, not a curated record